Molecule: messenger RNA, 6076 nt
Organism: Coturnix japonica (Japanese quail)
Lineage: Eukaryota; Metazoa; Chordata; Aves; Galliformes; Phasianidae
Gene: RPAP1
Product: RNA polymerase II associated protein 1
Biological process (GO): transcription by RNA polymerase II
Source: RefSeq, a predicted model, not a curated record
GAGGGGAGGGAAAAUGGCGGCGCCCCGCCCCGACCUGCCAAGGGAAGCGCGGGCGGAAGUGUUGGAAGUAGCGCUGCGGCACCGAGCGGAAGUGCUGGCGGCGAGCGGCGGGCGCCGGGUGCAGGUUCCAUGUGAACAGCAAGCAGGAUCAUCUUGCAAAAACAAGACGACAAGAUGUUCUCAAGACCAAAGCCUGGGGAGUCCGAGGCAGACUUGAUACACUUUCAAAACCAGUUCCUUGCAGCCAGAGCUUCACCUGCAGUGAAGAUUGUGAAGAAAGCAGACAAGAGGAAGGGAGAAGAAAGGAGCACAGAUGCUGAGAGACCCCAUCUACAGGACAGCAAGGAUGUAGUGAUGCUGGAUGAUUUUCCUGAUAUUCUCCCUGCUCUAACUCCUGGUCCUCCAAAAAAGUCCAAAAUCAAAAGUGCCUGUGUUCACUUUGAUGAUGAAGAUCCAGAGGAGAGACUGGAGAAUCAUGAUCAACACAUUACAGCAGUCUUCAGCAAAAUCAUUGAACGAGACACAAGCGCAGAAGCAGUGACCAUGCCAGUGUCUACUGGAGACCCAUUUCCAAGGAUAUUUCAUCGUUCUGAGAUAAAAAGUGAGGUGAAGGUGGGAUCUGGAAGAAAAAGCAUCUUUGCACAAAAGAUGGCAGCAAGAAGAGCUGCUGAAAAGCCAGCAACAGCUCCCUCUGCUGAGUGCACUCAAAUAGCAUCAGCUCCUCUGGACGUUCUGAAUCCUGAGAGAUCAGCAGAAGAGGCACCAUGCUCUGGCAAUGGGGACAAUGAAGCUGAUGGUGUUUUCAUCUCUCAGCGGCCUUGUAUCAUAACGGGAGAGGGUCUUGGAAGCCAAAAGAGUGAGCAGGAAGCUCAGGCUAUCCACAAAGAGAACUUAGAGAAGCUGCAGUCCAUGUCCCAGGAAGAGAUCCUGAAGGAGCAGGAAAGGCUUCUGGCUCAGCUAGAUCCCAGUUUAGUUGCUUUCUUAAAGUCACGACGCAGUGGUAAUGUAGGCCAGAAAAACGAAAUAAAAAUGGAACAGAACAAACCGGAGGAGUUUGUGGAAUCUCUGACUGUGCCUCAACGUGGUGUGGGAACAUCACUUUCCAUGCAGGAGUCAGGUCUGGAGGAAUCUGUAAGGAGGGAUGAAAAUACGAAAAUGGAAAUCACAGAUGAUGAUCUGCCUGUGAAGCCAAGGAAGGAAUGGAUUCACAUGGACAAUGUGGAGUUUGAGAAGCUAGAGUGGAUGAAAGAUUUGCCUUCUCCCCGGCAGAAGAAAACUAAAAAGGGAAUGCAAGCUCGAUUCAGUUUAAAGGGAGACUUGAUUCCUGCAGACGCUGAUUUGCCUACUCAUCUAGGUCUGCAUCACCAUGGAGAAGAGGCAGAGAGGGCUGGAUAUUCUCUCCAAGAGCUCUUUCAUUUGUCUCGCAGCCAGCUUAUUCAGCAGAGAACACUGGCUCUACAGGUCUUGGGUCGUAUUGUUCAAAAGGCCAGGGCUGGAGAGUUUGCUUCCUCCUUGAAAGGCAGUGUUCUGCGUCUGCUUCUCGAUGCUGGAUUUCUCUUCCUGCUGCGCUUCUCCCUGGAUGAUACUGUGGAUAAUGUCAUGGCAGCAUCUGUUGGUGCUCUCCGAGCUCUGCUGGUGUCAUCUGAUGACGAGAAAUAUCUUGAUUGGACUUUCUCGUGGUACCAAGGGAUGGCUGCAUUCCCAUUUGUGCCCAACAAUGAGGAAGAAGAAGAGGAAGAAGAAGAAGAAGAAUUAACUGAAGCAGAGAAGUCUCAGAAUAAAAAGCAAAAGGAUGAAAACAAGCCAGAUGCAGAUGUAGCCCGUUAUGAUGUUGUAAAGGGACUUCUGAAGACAAGGAUUCAUCACCGGCUGAGGUAUAUCCUUGAGGUGGUACGACCUGUUCCAACAGUUGUCUUGGAUAUCCUGCACAUCCUUACCCACAUAGCAAGGCACUCCUCUGAAGCAUGCCUCCAGCUGCUUGAUUGUCCUCGGUUGAUUGACACCAUUGUCAGGGAAUUUCUGCCUACUCGAUGGGAUCCUCAUGUGGCUGAACCAGGAUGUUUGCUCACCAGUCUCCAUGGAGUUGCUUGCUCUGCUGCUAUGAAGUUCAUCAGAGUAUUGGCAUCUGGAGGCAGAAACGCAACAGCCAGGCUGCUUAACAAGUUUGAAAUGAAGAGCCGGUUAAUUCGAUUUACAGCUGAAGAUCCUCAGGAUCUGCUUCUGCCAAGGGAAGAGGCCAUCAGACUGAGCACUGAAGCCUUCCGGCUGUGGGCAGUGGCUGCUGGUUAUGGUCAGGCCUGUGACCUCUACCGGGAUCUCUAUCCUGUGCUGGUGAGGAUACUGCAGUCCCUGCCCGAGUUGCUCAGCGCUAGCCAUGAGAAGAACCCCAUGUUUGAGUUAUCUGUCCAGCGAGCUGCAGCGGUGGUUACUCUGCUGGUACAUGUGACACAAACUGCAGGCUGCACAGUGGAGCUGCAGGCCAAGCUGAGCAGCUGUGAAGACAGUGAACAGAUUCCGCCUCCUCCGGUAACAUGGAAUCAAGUGUCAGGCUUACAACCCUUUCUAGAGACCAGCAUGAAAAAAUUCCUGCAGGUGAUAUCUUGGACAGAAACUUGGCAAGUUCUUCAGCCUCUGACCACAACUUACAUGAUCUACCUGGGAGUUUUUUACAGUGCUUGCAGUCAACAGCCAUCAGUCAAUCCAGUUGACUGCUUAGAGGAAUUGGAACGUUUGACAUCUGAGGUGCUGCAGCCCCUGCUCAGCCAGCCAGCCAUGCGCAGCAUGUGGGAUUUGCUCAGGCCAUGUUCUGCUCUGUGCAACCCUCUGUCCUGUUCCCCGGCACCUGAAUCUGUCUCCAGCAUUAUAUCAUUGAGUUGUACUGGAGGCAAACCUCCUCUGAGCCUAGUUGGCUCCAAGUCACCUUUCCCUUUCCUCACAGCCCUCCUAUUUCUCAUCGAUAGCAUCACCCAUAUUCACAAAGGACUAAUCAGCAAGUACAGCUCUGUGCUGAGCUUUGAAGGCCUGAAGGAUUAUCUGCAUCAAAGCUGGCAGACUGCGCCGCCCUCUGUAACUCCCGCAUCUGCAUGGAUGCUGCGCCAUGAGUAUCAUCUGCAGUACUUUGCCUUAGUAUUGGCAAGGAAAAUGGCAGGCACUUGUCCAGAUUACAGCCGUCACGCCUCACUCCAUCACUGUGUUGCCAUGGCAUUGCUGAGCCGUCUGUUGCCAGGGAGCGAGCAUCUGGCUUAUGAGAUCCUGCUGGAUCUUGCCUUUAAUCCAGAGUUUCUUCCUGAAGGGAAAACCGGAGGGCCAGAAGCAGCUGACUUUUCUGAUAUCUUGCACCUGGGUACCAGCGCCAAACUGUCACAGCCUGGCUCUGCAGCAGCAUCUUCUUCAAAGCCUACUCGUGGUGCCCUGCUGAGAGAAUCAUACCAGAAUCUGCCUGCUAUCCGCUCCUGCUACCUCUCUCAUUUUGUUCACUUGCAGCCUGCCCUUGUGCGUUCCCAAGCAUCCUACCAAGGACGUAAUUACCUCAUCCAAUCAAUGCUGCUUCCUGAAGUCAGAGGGCCCAUUCUGCCUUCAGACUGGCCGUUCUUUCCGCUUAUCAGCCUCUACAACAAAGUGACUAAUGCAGAGACACGUGGGGCUGUGCUGAACUCUCUCCCACUUGAUCUAGUCAACACUGUGACAUGGAACCUUCAGUGGAUCUUGUUGCUGGAAACUUGGCGUCCUAAAACCCUUCAGAGCAUCCCUACUGCUGCCAAACUUGCACGACUUAUGUGCAUCUUCCUCACAGGUGGUGAUCUCUUUCUAGAAGCACCAAUCCACUGUUACACGGCUGCACUUCUUUCUGUGUAUUGCCAGCCCAAGGCUCUGGACUCCCUGAACUUGGAUGCUCCGCUCCCCGGUUUGGCGUCCUUCCAUGAUCUUUAUAUAAGUCUGCUGGAGCAGUUUGAAGGUGUCUCCUUUGGAGAUCCACUCUUUGGAGUCUUCGUUCUUCUACCUCUGCAGAGGCGUUUCAGUGUUCAUCUACGUCUCUCUGUUUUUGGGGAGCACACAAGUAUCCUGCGGGCACUGGGAGUGCCACUCCAGCAGUUUCCUGUGCCUCUCGAGCGAUACACUUCCCCUCCUGAGGAUAACUUGAACCUCCUGCGACAUUAUUUCCGAGCACUGGUCACGGGUGCGCUGCGCAACACCUGGUGCCCUGUUCUUUAUGUCGUGGCCGUGGCUCAUGUGAACAGCUUUAUUUUCUCCCAGGACAGCACAACUCAGGAGGCUGAUGCUGCUCGGAAAAGCAUGCUGCGAAAGACUUGGCUCUUGGUGGAUGAGACCUUGAAAAAGCACCUUCUCUACUACAGACUGCUGAAUGCAGAGAGUCCUUUGGGCUUCGACCUUUAUGAGCAACUCCCUCCUAUACGACUGAAGUACCUCCAGAUGGUGAUGCAAAAAGAAAAUAAGGAGAAUGCUCCAGUGCUUGUCUCCUAACCAAACGCUCAUAGAAGAGUACAGCUAGGGGGAACAACAGAAGAACAUUGUGCUUCGUGAUGAAAAUACGCAUGUUUCAGAUUGCUACCGUGUCUGUAUUUGACACUCUUGGUGUCUCUGCAAAGUGAAGCACUGAUGAUAGAGGGCUCCCAGCCCUACUGCACAGCACAGAUCAUACAUGGCAAUAUGUGUGUGGUCUCUUUAUUAUGAGCUCCAGAGCAUUUACCAGAAUUCUCUUUGAUGGUUCUGCUUCAUCCUGGAGGAGGUGAGGAUAUGUCUGAGAGGCACUGGACUGAUGAAUAAACAAAAAUAACUGGAAAAAAACAUACAAACAACAUUUCAUUAAUCCCAGCGGGAGAUUGUGAAUUCCUAUGAUGAUGUUUUGUUGGGUUUGUUUUUGUUUAAUUUUGGUUCUCCGGGAUCUUUCUUGAUUGUAUUCUGUGCACAUUAGUAGUCACAGAUUUGUUGUGUCGUGCCUCUAACAAACAACAGAUCCUGAUGCUGUGGUAUGAACACUAGUCAUUCUACCUUGGUUGUCUUUUGGGUAGCCCCUAAACUGCUUUCUUUUCUCCCUUAUUUAGUUAUACAUAUAACAAGAUCAGAAAUAAUUUUGUUGUAGGCAGAAUAUUAAUCAUUCCCCAUUAGAGGGGGAAAAAAAAUCCGGUUGUUUAACUAAAAGGUGCAUUGUUUACCUUCUAAGGAAAGGGGAAUGUAAUUUAAAUUAUGAAGCAGAGUUCCGAAGUUAAGAUCUUCUUAUUUUUUCUUAAUAAAAAGCUUAUUUGAUCCCAGUUUUACAUCCAGACUCAAUACUGCAGCCUCAAACAUGAUGGCUACAAAUGUGGUGCCCUAAAAGUCUCAUCACAUGUGCCAAGUCAAGCCCAGAAUUUACUCUUUAGGUGUAAGCUCAGUGAGGUGGAUGUUGCAUUUAUACCCAGUCAUUCUUGUAGAACUACAAUCAGUCUGGCAGGCUUUUGUUUGGAGAACUUCUACGAACAAAGCUGGUUAUUUCUUUCCUGUUGUUAUUAUGAAUAAAUUCCUCUGGGAGGUACAUGGUGCUGCCCAGCCUAAAGGCUUCACAUUCUCUCUACUUGUCAGACAAUUUUCUAAUUCUAACAGUACCCCCUGAGAUUAGAAGAUAAGUUUCACCUUUUUUGUCCCCUUAUUUCAGACAGGACACAGGUGGAAUUGAUGCGUCAUUUUAAUGUUUUUUUUCAUGAUUGCUAUUUUUUCUAUUGCAGUUUUUUGUCUGCUAAUAGCAUGUAAUGUAAUAAAGCACCACGUGGUCAUCUGUGGCUUUUACUGUUAAAUUAUUUUAAAGAUAUUUGAUGUGAUUAAAAGUUCAACUGAAGGCAUGCAAGUUUUUAUUUUAGAUGGUUAAAGUCUGAGCAGCUGUCUUGGGAGAGCAACGCACAGUACAAUUUAAGGUCUCCUGGAUGCCCACUUAAGAACUGCCAUCAGCAAGGACUUGGUCUUUUGCUCUUCUGACCUCCAGAUUUUAAAAACCUCUUCCAGUCCUUUGUGUGAUGUGAAGUUGAGUUUUGAACUGUAUAUGGGUGUAAAUAAACAUUUUGAUAGUUGUGCAGUCUUUGUGGAA